This is a messenger RNA of Aspergillus oryzae RIB40, 576 nucleotides long. Its product is annotated as fungal specific transcription factor domain-containing protein. The coding region runs from base 1 to 576 and encodes 191 amino acids. The record is from RefSeq and is a predicted model, not a curated record. The transcript has a single exon. Lineage: Eukaryota; Fungi; Ascomycota; Eurotiomycetes; Eurotiales; Aspergillaceae.
AUGGGAUUUUUUGGGAAGAACUCUGAGAUAUCCUGGAUGCAGAGAUUGGAGGAUGAGGUUGAAGGUCGUAGUCAAGGCCUCGAUGACUCGGGCAUGGCGCUGGAUCAAGCUACUUCUACGCAGGAACAGAGGCAUGACGUCCCCACUACAACAGUAAGCUAUCAUCUCGACGACCUUCAACUCCCAUUAAUGGAUUGCGUGGAUGCAUACGCGCUGCCACCAAAAGAGCUAGCAGACCAGUUCUUUACCGCAUUUAUGGAGUCUGUGCAUCCGGCAUUCAUGGUCAUCCGGAAGAGCAUCUUUUCUGCGCAAUAUCGACAAUUCUUUAGCCAACCGUCGAAUCCACCGCGGAGAUGGCUUGCCAUUCUGAAUAUGGUCUUCGCUUUAGGUUGUCGAUAUCAACAUCUUUUGGAUCACGCAGGGGGCGGGGAUUUGGAUGAUGUGCUGUACCUGAACCGCGCUAGGAAGUUGGCCUUGAGCGGAAAUAUGCUCUUUGAACAUGCAGAUUUACAACAAAUCCAAGUGGAGUUUCUAGUGGCUUUGUACUUGCUGUCAAUGGGUCAAGUUAAUAGGUAG